AUAUUCAUGCUAAAUUUAUUAAUUUAUAACAUGGAACACUUAAGAUGCAGCUCAGCACGCUGACAUUAUCAUUAACUGAAACAAUCCACAUGCAGGACGGAUAGUGAAUGAAUGAAGUUGGUUAAAAAAAGAUUAUUUUUAUUCUGUGUAUAUUAUUAUUUCUUUGUUUUGUUGUCAGUAAUCAGCCGUCAGCUUUGCAAUGAUUUUUCACCGUAAUUUAUAAAUCUAUAUGUAUAUAUUCAACUUUCCUAUUCUUGUUUCAUGUAAUUGUUAGUGAAACUUUGAAAAUUGUUAUUCAUACUCUUUUAUAUUUCAUAUUAGUGUUCAUGACAUUUUAAGAUAAAAGUACCUAAUGAGAAAAUUAUUUCAUUUAAUUGUCGCUAAUUAAUAAUUAUAAUUUCCCACCAUGGACGUAUGUGAUAACGAUGAAGCUUAUGUUAAUGCAAUAUUGCACGAUAGCGACCAUGGACACUUGAGUUCAUCAUGCAACAACACGAUGCAGAGUGAUUCUUCCAUAAAUACAGACACAAAAUCCAGCACUCACGAGUGCUCUGAGAAGCAUUCUAAUAGUGCUAUAUGGACAACAAGCGCCACAUCUACACUUUUAAAAUUAUAUGAAUCUAAACUAACAAUGUUGGAGACACCAAAAAAGAAAACCAGGAUAUGGAUGGCAAUAUCUGAAAAUUUAAAAGACUACCAAAUUGAUAUGACACCUGAUCAAAUCAGAUGGAAAAUAAAUGCACUGACAAAAAAAUAUAAACAGUGCAUUGAUAAUGGACAGCAUGAAAAGUUUAGAUAUUUUAAAGAAAUGGAUGACAUUUAUGCACAAUAUAAUGUUGAUUGUGACUCCUACACAAUCACAGACUUAUUACAUAAGAAAAAGGAUAUUGGUAAAAUACAGCCUUGCAAUGAGGAAUUAAAACCAUGUGCAGAGAGUAAAGCAAUGAUUGAGUUAAGGAAGAUCAGAUUAGCAAAUAGAAUAGAAUCAGAUAGAAAUCAAGGUAAAAUACAAUUAGAAAGGCAAUGGUUAGAAUAUUUAAAAAGAAAAGAAGAGCAAAAUCAAUGGAGAGACGAGAUGUACGAAAGACAUUUAAAGAUUCGAGAAGAAGAAUUAGAAUUGAAGAAAAGAGAAUUGGAAUUAAAGGAGUCUUUAGAAUAUAAAAAGAUUGAGUUAAUGGAAAAAGAACAAGAAGAUUUAUUACAUAUAGAGCGCGAAAAAUGUGAGUUGUUGAAACAACUGUUUAAUGUGUAAUAUGUUGUAAUAGAAAAUUACACAAUUAUCAUAUUG
Molecule: messenger RNA, 1288 nt
Organism: Manduca sexta (tobacco hornworm)
Lineage: Eukaryota; Metazoa; Arthropoda; Insecta; Lepidoptera; Sphingidae
Exons: 4
Coding region: 407-1252 (281 amino acids)
Source: RefSeq, a predicted model, not a curated record